Messenger RNA from Lathyrus oleraceus (garden pea), 756 nucleotides. RefSeq lists its product as uncharacterized. NCBI's taxonomy places the organism in Eukaryota, Viridiplantae, Streptophyta, Magnoliopsida, Fabales, Fabaceae. The transcript has 2 exons. The record is from RefSeq and is a predicted model, not a curated record. Bases 1 to 756 code for a protein of 251 amino acids. Gene Ontology annotation, molecular function: zinc ion binding; nucleic acid binding.
AUGAAGGUCAUCUUCAGAUUUCAAGAUGUGGCUGAAAUUAUGAACGAUGAAGUACCUGCAUUGGAAGAGAAUGUGAGCGAUGUUCAAAAAGUUGCACACAAUGAACGAACAAAGAAAGAUGGAAAAUCUCUAUUCUUGAUCCAUCAAUGUGUGGAUUCUAGCGUGUUUGGGAAGAUCAUUGAAGAAGAAACAACAAAAGGAGUGAGGGACAAGUUAAAGAACUUGUACGACAAAUAUGAAAAGUUGAAAAGGAAAAUUGAGAAAGUAUUGAGAUCUCUCACUGUAAACUUUGAUUACAUUGUCGUAUUCAUUGAAGAGUCCAAUAACCUAGCUGAGAUGAAGGUGGAAGAACUUCAAGCUUCAUUGGAGGCUAAUGAAAUGAGACUGAAGCAAAGGAACCCAGAGAGAGAGAGAGUGGCUGAACAGACAUUGCAAGCCAGAUUCACCAAGAAAUCUAGGAAAGAAAAUAUGAAGCAAAGAAAGAAUCUUGCUAACGAUGAGAAGUCAAGUAAGAAUUUAAAGAAUUACUCUAAUUCAAUCAGGAAAGUUAUGAGCAAUAAAUAUUCGGGGAAAAUAGUUAACAUAAAGGAGGUACGGUGUUACAACUGUCAAGGAUUUGAUCAUUAUGCUCGAGAUUGUAGAAGAAAGAAGGAAUCUAGAGCAAAAGUUGAUGAUGAAGUGAAAUAUGUACAUGCUGGAGAAAACAACGCUCAUGAUAUGCUAGUCAUGACAAAUACUCAGUUGAAUAAUGAAUAA